CUCGGGAACGCGAGCACAGCGUCCAGCAGCAGCGGAACUCCGUCACGGGACUCGCUCAAGCGGCGCGCUCAGCUCCACACCGCGUUCCGAACUGAGACUUGCCGACGGAGACGCCGACUGAGAGGACCGCGACACGAUGCAGGAACCGACAGUGAUGAUGCCCAGCACAGUGUUCUUCAGCAACCUGCGGCCCGAGGCCGAGCCCUUCGAGCCGCCGCCAAUGAAGCACUCCGACACGCGCGACAGCAUCUCGUCCAUCGACAGUGACAUCUCGUUGACGUUCGACCACAACGCGGAAGAGGGCGCGCACCUGGCCGACAUGUCCGACUGCGGCUCCGACGCCGCGGAGUCGACCCCGUCGGCGGGCUCCCCGUCGGCGGCGACCAAGGAAGAGCCCGCUAAGGACGAGCCCCCUUUCGUGCCGCCCGACGACGAGCUCGCGCAGAAGAUCGUAGCCCAAGUGGAGUUCUACUUCUCCGACGUGAAUAUCACCAAAGACGCCUUCCUGCUGAAGCACGUGAAGAGGAACAAGGAGGGCUACGUGUCGCUGAAGCUGAUCUCGAGCUUCAAGCGCGUGAAGCACCUGGCGCGCGACUGGCGCUCCGUGGCGUACGCGCUCGAGCGCUACUCGACCAAGCUGCAGAUCAACGAGGCGGGCACCAAGCUGCGCAGGGUGGACCCGCUGCCGGCGUACGACGAGACGGCGCCGUCGCGCACCGUCGUGGCGGCGCACCUGCCGCCCGACAGGCCCACCAUCGAGGGCGUCGCCGACCUCUUCUCCAGCUACGGAGACAUCGCGCUGGUGCGCAUCGUGCGGCCCGGCAACCCCGUGCCGCAGGACGCCAGGGCCUUCCUGGCGCGCCACCCCGAGCUCGCCGGCACCGUCUGCGCGCUGGUCGAGUUCACCACCACCGAGAGCGCGCACCGCGCCCUGGCCGGCUGGCGCGCGCGCACCAGCGGCGUCGCCGUGCACGAGCUCGUCUCGCACGACGCCAACAACAACACGACGACGGCGGGCGGCCAGCAGCAGCAGCCGCCGCGCAAGAAGUCUUCGGUGUCGUCCGGGCCGUACCACAGGAAGUCGGUGGUGACGCGCCUGGUGACGAGCGACUACUCGAGCAGCUGCUCCGAGGCGGAGACGGAGCCGCGCCCGCCGCCGUCCAACCCGCACAACAUCCCCGUGGCGCCGCUGGUGCAGGCCGUGUCGGCGGCCAUCCGCAGCACGGCCGGCGCCGCCACCAUAGUCGCCGCCAAGGACCGGCAGGUAACGCGCGCGCGCACCGCCCCCGAGCUGUGCCCCUGGGUGGCGCAGCGGCGCGAGUCCGACUUCCGCCCCCGCUCCAACAGCGGCGUCACGCACCUGCCGGACAACGUGCUGCGCAUGCCGCGCGGGCCCGACGGCGGUCGCGGGUUCGCGUCCCGCCCCAGGCCCCUGGUCUGCGCCUCGUGAGCGCAGCCUCCUCCUUUGCGGCGGCGCGACUUCCGAUCGGAAGCCGCAGACCUCGAGCGGUGCGUCGACCUCGGCCUCCGUGGCCGGUGACUGGCGCGGCCUUGGCCGGCCGCCCGCACCCGCCGGCCGUGACACCGAUACCGAUGCGGCGCCGCAAGGUCAGCGGCGAGCAGUGCGUGCGCGUGUGUUCGUGUGUGGUGUAUCGGCCGUCGAACCGCCGUCGGCGCUGCUCUCUCCGAAUCGGGCCAAGGCGGUCCGCUUCGGAGAGAUAGAUAGAGAGAGACAGUUGAUAUCUGGGCGUAUCUCCCAGCCUAAGUUAUUCGAUAUUUAUGUUGCUUGCUCCUCUUGUGUUUGCAUCUCGAGUGUUGUACAGCGAUCAUUUCUACCCCGAGAAUCUUAUUCUUGUACCCUUUCAAAUAUUUUCACUCUGUUAACUUCUCGACAAUAAUCAGUAGAGAAAAAACUCAUGAUUCGACCUUCAGUUUGCUUUCCCUCUUGUCGACAAACAUUCCUAUCUCGGCCUCUAAAACUAAAUUUAUUUACAAAGUGCACUUGUUGUUUGUCGGCGGGAGGGAAACGCUACAGCUGUGCCUUAAAAUUUUCGCUCCAAAACACUCGUUAACUGCUACGGAAAUCGUAUUGUAAAAAUUGUGUGCUAAUCUGAUGUGAUCUUGUAUAUGUAAACAUAUACGUAUUGUGAUGCAAAAUAUAAUGUAAUAGCUUUUCUCCUGCGGACGAAGGCUAGAAACCAAAGACUGAAACAAGGAAAUUAGGAUAAUAUGUUUGGUUGGAUGUGUAUUUUGUAACGAAUAUUGUUGUUCUCGUUUGAUCUUUUUUUGUGUUUGUUUGAACUGUACUGUCGACGUCUGAGAAUGUGUACACAUUUUCCUUUUUAAUAAUGAAUGAUUUUCACGUUA
Messenger RNA from Schistocerca cancellata (South American locust), 2367 nucleotides. It is a transcript of the gene Achl, whose product is annotated as la-related protein 6. Gene Ontology annotation, cellular component: nucleus. Gene Ontology annotation, molecular function: mRNA binding. The transcript has a single exon. Gene Ontology annotation, biological process: RNA processing. NCBI's taxonomy places the organism in Eukaryota, Metazoa, Arthropoda, Insecta, Orthoptera, Acrididae. Bases 137 to 1450 code for a protein of 437 amino acids. The record is from RefSeq and is a predicted model, not a curated record.